CCUUACAGCCUGAAGGUCUUCACGAUGAAUGAGGUGGCUAUCAACAAGUGAAGGUCAAUCGUAAAGAUCGCUGAUUACAGAAGCUGGGACCACUGAUCACUGUUAUGGUCUGAAAAUGAAAGGAAAGUCAAGCUCCGAAAAUUCGAGCAACACCAGCACCUCACCAGCAAGGUUGAACGAUGAGUGGUCUACAUGGUGGGACAUGGGUGCAACCAUUGGUGUGUUAGCUGCGUAUGCAUCGUCUACCUCAAGUGCAUGUGGCGUGCAAGAUGGUCCGUUGCACUUGCAGGAGUUGACUGGGCGUCAAUGGGUUGCUAUUAACCUUGCUGACAGAGCUAUAGAUGGAACCCACAUUCCGGUGUCAGUCCCUGAGCACGCACAUGAUGAUUUUAUCAAUAGAAAGGGGUUCACCAGCCAGAAUGUCUUAGCUGUUUGUGACAUGGGCAUGAGGUUCACAUUUGUCGCUACGGGGAAGAAGGGUGCUAUGCAUGACACUGCUGUUUUGAGGGAGGCUUUAAACCAAGCUGAGCAUUUCCCUCACCCACCCCAAGGAAAGUACUAUUUGGUGGAUUCUGGUUACCCACUGCGUGAGGGUUAUAUGGCGCCAUAUCGCAAGGGCAGGUACCAUUUAUCGGAGUUUAAUGCCAAAGGUCCUGAGAAUUUGAAUGAAAUUUUUAACUACCAUCAUUCGUGCCUUCGGAAUGUUGUGAAACGAUCUUUUGGAGUGCUAAAGAAUAAGUGGCAGAUUCUAAGAGGUAUACCGUUAUAUAAUAUGGAGAAGCAAUCAAAGAUUAUUGUUGCAUGCUUUGCGCUACACAAUUUUGCAUUGGACAACAACGAACCGGGAAUGGUUGGUGCUGACAUGUUUGCUCAUGGGACCUAUCUUAGUAGGACAAGUGAUGAAAAUGAUCCUGCAUCAGAUUGGUUUGCUGCUACUGCCAACGAUGAUAUUAGUAAAGUUCGUGAUUGGAUUGCAGCGGGACUUUAUGGGUUGACAUGA
Molecule: messenger RNA, 1000 nt
Organism: Setaria italica (foxtail millet)
Lineage: Eukaryota; Viridiplantae; Streptophyta; Magnoliopsida; Poales; Poaceae
Product: putative nuclease HARBI1
Exons: 4
Coding region: 116-1000 (294 amino acids)
Source: RefSeq, a predicted model, not a curated record